Messenger RNA from Bolinopsis microptera, 3074 nucleotides. RefSeq names its product U3 small nucleolar RNA-associated protein 25 homolog. The coding region runs from base 657 to 2798 and encodes 713 amino acids. Gene Ontology annotation, molecular function: rRNA binding; U3 snoRNA binding. Gene Ontology annotation, biological process: maturation of SSU-rRNA from tricistronic rRNA transcript (SSU-rRNA, 5.8S rRNA, LSU-rRNA). The record is from RefSeq and is a predicted model, not a curated record. NCBI's taxonomy places the organism in Eukaryota, Metazoa, Ctenophora, Tentaculata, Lobata, Bolinopsidae. Gene Ontology annotation, cellular component: nucleolus; small-subunit processome. The transcript is spliced from 8 exons.
AUAUAAAAAUACAGGAUGGUUAAUGUUUCCAACACCACUAACCCCUCAUUUGAAGAGAAGUGAGUUCACCAGUGUAUACCCACCUAGUGAGGACACAUUCCUUCUCCUAGACUGUUUGGAAGAGUUCUACACAGCAGGAGAUAACAACCACCCUCUCAUUUCUCUUGAGAUAGGUUCAGGUUCUGGUGUUAUAUCCACAUUUGUUCAGGGAAUCUGCCCUGAAACUUACUGUAUAGCUGUUGAUAUCAACAAGCAAGCCGCUGAAGCUAGCAAAGAAACCUCACUUGUAAACAAGAAAGAAGUAGAAGUAGUGUGCAGUGAUCUCGGAGCAGGAUUAUCAGGAUUGUUUGGGAAAGUAGAUCUGCUGAUCUUCAACCCUCCGUACGUUCCUACUGAAUCAGAAGAGGUUUCUAGUUCCGGUAUUGAGGCAUCUUGGGCUGGUGGUAUCGACGGUAGAGAGGUUAUUGACAAGUUUCUACCUACUGCGGCCAAGUUUUUAUCACCAACUGGAAUCUUUUUCUUGUUGGGAAUCCGCCAGAAUCGACCAGGGGAAAUCUGUGAAAUAUCAAAAUCGUUUCAGCUGUCUGGUUCUAUUGUUGGAGAGAGAAAAGCUGGUAUUGAAAAGUUGUGGGUGAUCAAGUUUGUCAAAAGUAGCAAUGAAUGAGAUCAGAGGUGGCAGAGGGGGAAGAGGUGGAAGAGGUGGAAGAGGUGGCAGAGGCGGGAGAGGUGGCAGAGGUGGCAGAGGUGGAGGAAGAGGUGGGCACUCCUUCAAACGGACGAAUAAGUUGCUGAACAAGCAUGGUAAAGCUUACCGUGGACAAGAUCUCAAAAGUGACAAGAAACGAAAACGUGAAGAUCAAUUUGCACCAGAUGAAAAUACUCAAAAUACGAAAGAAGAUCAGCCCGUUAUCAAUCAACAAGACCAUUACUCAGAACUGAUAGGAUCGCUGAAGAAACGACCGAGGGCAUAUUUUGAAGAGUUAUUAGGUGGGAGUUCAGAGGGAGAGGAGAGUGAUAAAGAGGGUGAGGAUGAGGGUGAGGGUGAGGGUGAAGAGGGAGAGUCAGAAAGUGGGGCUAGUAAUGAUUCUGAUGAGCAGAAUGAGGAUGAAAGUGAUGAUGAAUCAGAGUCAGAUGAAGCUGAGAGUCCAAGUGAUUAUCUCAAGUUAAACUUUGGAUCUGAUGUUGCAUUAAAAUACACAAAAGAUGUGUCCAUGACGAAUGUUCCUCAUACUCUCUACAGAGUUCAGAAGUCGACUAAUAUUUCGGGCAAUAUUUCAGAAAUGAAAACCCCAGCUGAUUUAUCGAACUUGGGAUUAGAUCCCGCCUUAGUGAAACAAUGGACGAGCACAACCAAACAGAUCCAUACUAAAGGUGUUAUGAAGCCGGUAUCCGCUGCAAUAUUCCCUUAUAUAGCAACCGGACAAGAUUUUUUAUUCACUGACAGUACGUUUGAGAAUCAAGCUGAGCUUCUCAAGUUACUAGCAUUACAUACUGUUAAUCAUGCUUUGCAGACUAGGAAAACUGUUUUGAAAAACAACGCUAAAUUGAGGAGCGACCCAGAUGGGUUAGUGGAUGCAAUGAAGGAUCAAGGAUUUACCAGACCGAAGAUAUUGCUGCUGUUUCCUUUCAGAAAUGUGGCACAUAAAUUUAUUCAUCAGGUCCUGAAGAUAGCCUUGACUGGCUCUAAAAAGCAGGUCAGCAAUAAGAAGAGGUUUGAAGAGGAGUAUGGGCCUGGAGAUACCGAGAAACCAAAUCUCUCAAAAGCUCUCUCUUAUCAGAAGACUUUCCUUGGUAACAACGAUGAUUUCUUCACUCUGGGAGUUGCUUUCGCUAAGAACAGUGUCAAGCUAUACACAGAUUUCUACAAUUCUGAUUUGAUUGUGGCAUCUCCUCUCGGGUUACGGAGUGUUGUGGGGGCUCCAGGCGAUAAAGAACGUGAUUUUGAUUUUCUGUCCUCCAUCGAAGUUCUGACUCUGUUCAUGUCAGACGUGUUUCUAAUGCAGAACUGGGAGCACCUUCUCCUUUGUCUAGAACAUCUUAAUCUGCAGCCUUCUUCACCUAAAUAUACUGACUUUUCUAGGGUAAAACAUUGGGCACUGGAAGGACACGGCAAGAACUUCCGACAGAACUUAGUUUUCAGUUCCCUGAGCUCUGCACAGGUGUCCGCUCUGUUCGGGAAAGAGUGCGUCAGUCACAGGGGUCUGGUGAAGGUAUCUUCUCAUUCCAGCAAGGAUGUUCUCAGUCAGGUCCUCUAUCCAGUCAGGCAAGUUUUCUCCCGGAUGAGGGAGAGGAAGGACGGGGAGGGUUUAGUAGAUUAUCUCACAACCGGGAGAUACGAUUACUUUGUAGAUAACAUUCUCCCUCGUCUGAGAAGCAGUGAUAUGACUAGCAUCGUCAUCGUCAUUCCUUCCUACUACGAUUAUGUCAGAAUAAGGAAUUACUUCAAGAAGGAGAACUUGAAGUUCUCCCAGUUAUCUGAGAACUCAACAAACAAACAGAUAACAAAUAUACGAAGGGAUUUCGCGGAGGGAAACGUUAAAUAUCUCCUCACAACUGAACGAUUCUUCUUCUUUAAAAGAUACAAGCUGAGAAAGGUUGAACAAGUUGUAUUCUACGAGUGCCCAGUUUAUGCGGAGUGUUACACACACUACUUGAACAUGCUGACUGAAGAGGGGGCUCUUUCUACUCUUCUUUAUAACAAAUUGGACGGUGAGAAGCUGGUAAGAGUAGUAGGGGAUGAACAGUGCAAACAGCUCAUCAACUCUCAGCAGUCUACCCACGUGUUAAUGUCAGAGUAGAGUGUGUGUGUCUCACUCUCACUACUAGAGAGUGUGUCUCACUCUCACUACUAGAGAGAUGGGAGCUUUAUGUUUAUCAGAACUUUCUAGAACUAGCCAGAAUUUUCUAGAAUAUUAUUUGAUAGGUACCGGAAUUUUCUUGAUUUUUUAGGAUUUUCCUUGAUUUUUAGAUACAGUUGCGGUAUUUUUUCAAUUCAACAUCAGUGUAAUGACUAUCCGUAACACUAAUUUUAUUGGGGAUGGUUUCUAAUGUUUUUAUCUCUUUUAACUUAUUAA